Messenger RNA from Cynocephalus volans (Philippine flying lemur), 584 nucleotides. RefSeq names its product Fc epsilon receptor Ig (gene FCER1G). The coding region runs from base 35 to 295 and encodes 86 amino acids. Gene Ontology annotation, biological process: positive regulation of phagocytosis; antigen processing and presentation of exogenous peptide antigen via MHC class II; Fc-gamma receptor signaling pathway. NCBI's taxonomy places the organism in Eukaryota, Metazoa, Chordata, Mammalia, Dermoptera, Cynocephalidae. The record is from RefSeq and is a predicted model, not a curated record. Gene Ontology annotation, cellular component: external side of plasma membrane; membrane; Fc-epsilon receptor I complex. The transcript has 5 exons. Gene Ontology annotation, molecular function: IgE receptor activity; IgG binding.
CCCCACCUCACGGCCCCUCAACCCCCUGCCCAAGAUGAUUCCAGCAGUGAUCUUGCUCUUACUCCUUUUGGUUGAACAAGCAGCGGCACUGGGAGAGCCUCAGCUCUGCUAUAUCCUGGAUGCUAUCCUGUUUUUGUAUGGUAUUGUCCUCACCCUGCUCUACUGUCGCCUCAAGAUCCAAGUGCGAAAGGCAGCUAUAGCCAGCUAUGAGAAAUCAGAUGGUGUUUACACGGGCCUGAGCACCCAGAACCAGGAGACUUAUGAGACUCUGAAGCAUGAGAAACCAGCACAGUAGCUUUAGAAGAGUUGCCUGUGGUCACAUCCUUCUUUGGCUUCCAGUUCUCACAGCCCUCAUGGUUGAUUGACAUUACAUAUGCUUCCAUGCUGUUAAUGCCAGCUGACCCUACCCCUGUAAUGAUGCUAUGAACCAAAUUAAAGUACACCAGUGUUGCUCCUUCCUGUCAAGGACUAAUGCUCAGAUGCUGUUCAUUGAUGUUUAUGUUCUAGUCUCACUCUCUCACCCAUCCUUCUCUUCCCCAUCCUGAACUCCUGUUCAACAAUGGGAAGGGAGUAUACCCAAUAAA